This is a messenger RNA of Symbiodinium sp. CCMP2456, 212 nucleotides long. NCBI's taxonomy places the organism in Eukaryota, Dinophyceae, Suessiales, Symbiodiniaceae. The record is from the annotation of a GenBank genome assembly.
GCGUCCUGGAGGUCCUUCGAAUUCAGCUCUUUGAGGUUCUUCCGAUCAGUACGAUUCGAGUGACACUCUGGUACUCCCCCCAGGAGGAUGGGAAGAUGGUUCUGGACAAAGCUGCCGAGAAGUGCUUCAAACAGGCCGGCUACCGAUGGUUCCAGCUCGCCAACAGUUCAGAUGGCCGGAGGGGACAGGUCAUGUGCCAGAAGCGAAACCAG